Filobasidium floriforme is the source of this 3240-nucleotide messenger RNA. Its product is annotated as putative vacuolar membrane protein. The coding region runs from base 1 to 3240 and encodes 1079 amino acids. The transcript is spliced from 11 exons. Gene Ontology annotation, molecular function: protein binding; protein-macromolecule adaptor activity. Gene Ontology annotation, biological process: endosome organization; organelle fusion; vacuole organization. NCBI's taxonomy places the organism in Eukaryota, Fungi, Basidiomycota, Tremellomycetes, Filobasidiales, Filobasidiaceae. The record is from RefSeq and is a predicted model, not a curated record. Gene Ontology annotation, cellular component: endosome; HOPS complex.
AUGGUCGCGACAUCGUCUCAAUGGCGGCAAUUCAAUUUCUUCGACUCUGAUGUAGUAGGUCACAAUGCACAGAGAAGCGAUGAGAUUCCGCUGUUGGAGUCGCUACAAACCAGCCCUCCCCAUAUCAUCAUCAGCCCCGACACCGCGUCUCCCCUAGCGUACGAGGUCGCCUGCAUCGUCUGCGAUGCUCGUGGUACGAUUUGCGUCUUGGACAAGAGCUUCAACGAGACCAAAAGAUGGCAAGGAUGGGACGUGGACGGUACCUCGGUCUCAGUGGAAGACAACAGCGGAUACAACCUCGGGUUGGGCCUCACUAGCAAGACAAAGAGGAAGCACAAGGAGAAGGGUUUGAUGAUGUUGGAGUGUGGAGGUCUUCUCAUUGCUAUAGGGGAGGACGAUUCGCCCACUCAGUCACAGUUCCCUCUGCUGCGGAUUUGGGAUCUCACCAAAGACGAUUCCCGGGAUAGACAGCCGCUCCUACUGAGAAGCGUGCGAAUUGGUACGGGAGGAAGGGGAUAUCCUAUAUCAUCGAUCGCCCUCACUCCGGCCAUGUCGUAUCUGGCAAUUGGGCUGGUGUCCGGUCAAGUGCUACUGUAUCGCCACCUACUACAAUCACUGCAGACUUCUCCUACCGCUCAGUCGAGCUUCCCCAAGGCGAGGGUCGUAUGGGAGGGCACGGCCGCAGAGCCUAUAACAGGUCUAGGAUUCAAGCUAUCUGGGCAAAUGGAAUCGUAUGACGCACCUAUGAGAAACAUGGUCGGAGACUUGCGUCAAGACAAGACUCCUGGAUCCGAUUCGGUCGGGUUAUUCAUCGUAACGACGAACAAGACGUUGGCAUUGCCGGUCAUCUCUGGGAAAGGUUCAGAACCGAGAUUACUAGAGGAGUCUGGUGCACCGUUGAGUUGCUCCGUCAUGGACCAUACGCAUCGUUGUCUUGUUGUGGCCCGGGAAGACGGCAUAUACAUUUACGAUACCGAAGCGCGGGGAGCAUGCUAUGCUUACGAGGGGGCCAAGGCGAGUGUCAGGAUACACGGACAAUCUCUCGUCAUGGUAUCACCACCUUUCACACCAGCGGCAUCUUCUCACUCUGCCACUGUUCGAAGAUCGGCCGCGGCCGGACCAGCGUUGCUCAGAUCGCAUGCGGCGAAAGUGACGGUAUUUGAUCUCGAGAACAAGUUCAUCUCGCAUAGCUCUGUCAUUGCUUCAGGCGUAAGAGAACUGUUCGGGAACGAUGGGCAGGUCUUCUAUAUCUUGGAAGGUGACGGCAAGGUGCAAAAAUUAACCGAGGCAUCUGUGGAGGAGAAACUAGAAGCUCUUCUGCGGAAAUCCCUGUUUCAGAUGGCGGUCUCCAUGGCAAAAUCGGCUCGCCAAGGAGACUCCGUGAUUUCCGAUAUUCAUCUACGUUAUGGCGAUCAUCUCUACGAGAAAGGCGACUACGACGGUGCUGUAGCGCAGUAUCAAAAGACGCUUGGAUGGGUACAGCCAAGUCACGUCAUUCGGAAGUUCCUCGAGGCUCACCGAAUACAUCAGCUCACCUCAUACCUUCAGGAAAUGCACGUACGGAACCUCGCCACUCCAGAUCACACUACACUCCUUCUCAAUUGCUAUGCUAAAACGGCAGACAAGGAGCGAUUGGACGCCUUCAUCCGGACAGAAACCACCAGGAAAGGUAGCGACGAUCUGCCAUUCGACUUGACCACUGCCAUCCGAGUGUGCCGUCAGGCCGGUUUUCACGAGCAUGCGUUAUAUCUCGCGAAACGAUACAACCGAUAUCAAGAUUACCUCAGGAUCCAACUGGACGACUUGGAUGACUUUGCGGCGGUGGCGGCAUUUCUGCAUACACUGCCAUUGGAACUUGUGGCAGAGAUCAUCGUACCUUAUGUCAAAGACAUGUUGAGACGCCAUCCUCAAGCGACCACAGAUCUCUUGAUUGAGAUUUGUACAUCGUGGAAGAUGGAGGGGAGCGGCUCGGAAGCCACACCAAAGCGUCAAGUUCCGGCUUCGAGAGAUUUGCAACCGCAUCAGUUUUCCCACGAUCAAUCUGCUUCAUCUCCAGAAGAUCUUGGCGCCUCGCAGGAUCUUGUUCACCAACCGGUUCGCCCGAGCCCUGAACUUUUCUUCCCUGAUUUCGUGAACGAACCCGAGCAGUUCCGGCGAUUCCUGGAGACUGUGGCACUUAGAAAUUGGAGCCAGCGAGUUGAAGACGAAGAGGUGCCCCGUCGCCAUUCUCGCCUGCACAAGCCACCCAUAACGUUGGACGCAGCAACGGCAACAGAGGGCGAGGAAAGUUCCCAAAGAGCGGUCUGGAACACUUUGUUGGAACUUUACCUUGGUAAAAGCCGCCCCGACCGUCAACAGGAGGGGGAUCGUAAUGAUCACGAUCGAGCUCUCGCCUUGCUCGAGCAAAUCGAUCGGCUACCCCUUGAUCCAGUUCACGCAUUGAUGCUUUGCUCCGCUUUCGACUUUGAAGCCGGCCUUAUGUGUCUUUGGGAGCGUUUAGGAAUGUACGAAGAGAUUAUGCGCUUCUGGAGGCAACGUAUGGACGUCGAAACAGAGGGAACGGCUUCCGCCAGUGUCGAAACACCCGCCGCUCGUAUGCUAUACUACCUGCGUAUUUACGGACCGACUCAGCCUCACUUGUACCCAAUGGUGCUGCGUUACAUAACCACCUUCCCCUCCACAUUGGCUCGACAUACGGCAGACGUCCGCGAUAUCCUCGACACGAUUCAGCAGGAACGUAUCAUGCCACCUCUUGCGGUCAUACAAUUGCUCAGUCGCAACGACGUCACGAAUAUCGGGGUAGUAAAAGAUUGGCUCAAGAGUCAAGUAGCGGAUACACGCCUCGAUAUCGACUCUGACAAACAACUGGUACAUUCGUAUCGAAGCGAGACCGAAGAGAAAUUAAGGGAGAUUGCCAGCCUCACAGACGUCACGCGUCCACAGGUCUUUCAAGUCACCCGUUGUGCUUCUUGCAACGGUCAACUGGAUCUGCCAAGCGUGCAUUUCAUGUGUAAACAUAGUUAUCAUCAAAGAUGUCUACCCGAUGCGGAUCCCGAGUGCCCUGCUUGCGCCAGACACCAUGCCCUCAUCCGUGAAAUCCGUAGAAACCAGGAAGCCUCUAUCGACCGGCACGAUCUGUUCCUGGUAGAAGUUUCGGAAUCGCUUGAUCCUUUUAGUGUUGUUGCGGGCGCCUUUGGACGAGGGGGCAUGUUGAAUAGAAAGAGUGAAGGGAUUUUGUAG